This is a messenger RNA of Moneuplotes crassus, 3666 nucleotides long. The record is from the annotation of a GenBank genome assembly. Lineage: Eukaryota; Ciliophora; Spirotrichea; Euplotida; Euplotidae.
AUGGAAGAAAAAUCAUCAUUUUUGCUUGACCCUGAGGAAGAAAAUAAGUCAGAUUCCCAAGUUAGCUCACUUUCGGACAAUCAUGCUAAAAUUGAGGUUGAAAAAUGAGGGAGUGCUAGUUGUAGGAAUACCUCUGAGGAUGAGAUUUCUAACCCAACAACUCCUAGGCGUAAAGGGUCUAUAGCAGAUCUGAAGUUCCACAACUUUGGUUUAGAUAUUGAUAAUUCAAAUUACCUCAAACCAGGACGGAGUAAUUAUCUCCAGAAGAAGAGAAAGUCAGUGAAUUAUGGAAGAGGCAAAGGUCUCAUAAUCCCCGAACAUCUCCCUCUCAUAGAGUCAGGACACUCUUUGAAACCUGACUUGAAGUCAGGAUGGAAACCAACAUUUGAAAAUAUGCGAAGAGAAGCAUCAAUUCCAUUGAAAUUUAAUUAUGAAGAAGUUGUUCUUCCUAGACCAAAAGGUGGAUCAGAUUACCCAAUCGUAAUCUACAGAGGGGCUCGUCCAGCAAAUUCACUCGAGUUAAACGAAUAUAUGGCUAUUAGGACGGGUACUAAAUCUCAGGAUAUUGUCGAAGCAAGCUUAAGAGAGUAUUAUAAAGAAUUCGUCAGCUGGCUUGAUGCCUCGUCAAGGAAAGAGCAACCUGAGUUUAUCGGAAUGACACCUUUCCAUGAUGAAAGAGAAAUGCUACAUUUUGACAGCAGCUUUGAAAGUGGCAAUGCAGAUAUCGUCGUGCUUAAAAGUAAAUUCGAAUACGAUAUCUAUCCAAGAUCUGAUGCUAACACUAAAGGUCAUUGAUACUGGUACUACUUCUCUGUCAAGACUCCAUGGCAUCCUGAUAAGGUUAAGAAAUAUAAAGAUUAUUCCUCUUAUAAAGAAGAUGAAGAACUGAAGAAAACUAUGAAAGUAAAAUUCAACAUUCACAGAGCUCUUGAUACAAAUGGAAUGAAAAUCUGCUACAAAAUCAAUGACGCAAAGUGGCAAAGAGGCGGUGAGAACUUCAGCACCUCACAGAAGACAAUCUCACUCUCUCACAAGGGAAAAAUUAUUGAAAAAUAAGAUAUCAGUGCUAACCUUCGAUUUUGCCUUCACUAAUUCUAUGAAGACAGUUUCAUUCGCUCCUUGUUUUCCCUACACUUACACUCAAUUAUCAGAUUUCUUGAAGGAAUGAGAUUACUACUGAUAUACGAAUAACAGGACAUAUUUUGAGAGGAGUUCUUUAUGCAGGUCCAUAGGUGGAAACUGCGUCCAUCUCAUCAAGAUCCAUGACCCAAAGGAUACUCCUUAUAAAAACGAAAACUCAAACUCAAAUGUGAAGGAUGACAACAACAUAUUCAGAGAGAAACUGGAAAAAGAGAAGAAGAUUGUUAUCAUUACAGCAAGAAUUCAUCCAGGGGAGUCCAUGAGCUCAUGGGUGAUGGAGGGAUUGAUCAAGUUCCUAGUCUUUGCAAAUUCGAGACCUAGGCAUCAAGAUUCAUGAAGCAGUAAUGGAUCUGUCAAACAAUCUAAAAUUUACACCUCGAGUGAGAUAAAGAUAGCAAGAUAUUUGAGGAAAUAAAUUUAAGUUUAUCAUAAUUCCCAUGGUGAAUCCUGAUGGAGUGAUUGCAGGAAAUUACUUGACUUCUUUCGCCGGGCAUGAUCUGAAUAAAGUAUUCCUGGUCCCUAAUAAGGAUCUCCAUCCAUCAAUCUAUGCUCUAAAAGAUCUGAUAGCUUCGAACAAAGAGAAUAUUUUUACUUAUAUUGAUAUUCAAGGUCAUUCAAAGAAGAAAUGAACCUUUUUAUAUGGGCCUGAAUUCCCACUGCAUAACCAGAAUUAUUUCAAAGUGCGCGCUUUGCCAAAAAUUUUGGAUUCUACAGAGGAACAUUUCAGGUUUCAUUCUUGAUCAUUCCAUGUGAACAAGCAUAACAAGACAACAUCAAGAGUGAUUCUAUGGAGCAAGUUUGAUAUUAUCCUUUGCUAUGUCUUUGGCGUAUCUUUCUCUGGCUACAUGAGCAAAGAUCAUAAAAUAUACCCAUUCACAAGGGAUAAAUACCUUCAAACUGGUGAAAGUCUAUGCAAAGGAUUAUUCAUCCUGGUAAAGUCACUAAUCCAACAAGAAGUCAUCCAGCAUCAUUUUAAAUAUAAAUUUACAGGAACUAAGAAGCUAAGAUAUAAUAUAUCAUCUUUCACGAAUAGGAAGAAAAGUACUAAACAGUCCAAAUCCUCAAGACCAUCAGCAAAAGCAUCUGUAAAGACUGCGGGGAAACCAUUGGUGAAAUCUCCUGGCCGACUAUCUGUAAAGCAAAAAGGGAAGCAAAAUAAAUUUCUGAGAAAGACUAUUUUCCAGAACGUUCAAAAAGCUCCUGGAACUAUAAAGAAUAAGAGCAAAGAAGGAAAAUGAGAAAAGAAGAACCCUUCAAACCAGAAGAGUUCGAAUAAUCGCAUAUCAACUAACUACCAACAGUCUGUUGUCGAAGACUCUAUUGCUUCCAAUGGCUUGCAGAGGAACUUCUCAGUCAACCUCGUAAAGGAGAAACAGCUCCCUAUUGAUGAAGAAAGCAAAAGAGUAGAGAGGAGGACCUCAGGGUUAGACAAGAUCAACCUCAAAAAGUUAACAACUUCUUCACUUCAAGCUAGUGGGAAUAAGGAAAGUGGCGAAAACUCCAGUACCUGGAACGUCAUGAUGAAGGAAUUCAAGAAGACUAUCUCUGAAGGACAAAGUUCACUCUCCUGACUUGACAACAAGAAAUUUGACACUUCUGGCACUGAUAUGCAGAAUUUAAAUUUAUCAGAAUCUGCUAGUUUUACAUCUGGAAUAAGCACUGAUGAGGAAGAGGAAUGACUGAAUAAUAUCCUAAAUGCUUUAAACCAGGCUAAUCCAUCAAUAAACAGGCCAAAAAGAUUUGACCUAAGAGGUUGGAGAAAGAUGUGCCUUGAGGAAGAAAAGAAACUGAAACUAGAAAGACUCUCUACUCUCAUCCCAGAGCCAGAAAUAAAUUUAUCUCCUGCUCCAAAGAAGAUAGCUAAGAAGCCAAAGAUGAGCUCUAAGAAUAUUCAUAAGUACCAGAAGAUCGAACUUUUCAAAGAUUUGAAAUAAUAAAAAGUUCAAAAAUUUUAGAAGAGAGAAAAAGGAAGCAAUGGCUAGUCCACAGCAAAAUCUGGAAUUUAAGGAUAUCGUUACAAAGCAAUCAUCUGUAUAUAGCCUCAGUGGGUUUGAUAAGAAAUCUGUCACUCCUGCAACUGUUGCAGAGUAUUCUGAGUAUUCCACAAAGAGUGAAAAAGGCUCCGCUGAGUCCAGUUUUGAGUUCAAGAUAAUUGGCAAGAAUCCCUCAGGAGCUCAGAUUAUGACUGCAAGAUCUCCUUAUCUUAAAAGAAUUUAUUGAAAGAAUGAAGAACCAUUGCUGCCAACUCUUAGGCCAGUUACUCCUGGUAUUGUGAACCCUCUCAGGACCAGAAAAGCAAUGGUUAAAGGUAAAUUCAUUGAUCUUGUAAAGCCAACAAAGAAAAUGAUUGAAAUGUAUGGUUUAACCAGUCUAAUCCAUAACCCAAAAAUAAAGACUUUCUAUCCUGAUGUGACUAAAUUUAGAUGUUUCUCCCCUCCAGUGGGACAUAGAAGGCAUAAAGUGUUGAGUGCUAAAUAUGUAUCAGCGAAAUAUGCAAAUGUUAAGGGCAAAGUUAUUAGUCAUUAA